Molecule: messenger RNA, 531 nt
Organism: Rubroshorea leprosula
Lineage: Eukaryota; Viridiplantae; Streptophyta; Magnoliopsida; Malvales; Dipterocarpaceae
Source: the annotation of a GenBank genome assembly
UCUUCCUCUCCAGAUCUGGGUUCUCCAGCUUCUGAUCAUCUUCUCCGGCAUCCCGUUGUUUUUACGCUCGGAAGCCUUGGGCUUCCGAGUUUUGCUGCUUGAGCCGCCGGGUUCUCCGACUGCUCAAGCCCGAUGGAGCCGGCCUGUUCCCUGCUCCGAUGACCCCAUGAAGUCUCUCGACGACUAGGCCCUUCGAGUGCCUUUUUUAGGUUUUUGUUUUCUGUUUGUUUUCUUUGUUUCAUGAUUAUGUGUGUUGCCCGCUUGCUUGCAGGUCUCGCGGCUCCUUGCUCCCUCACGCUGGAAUUCCCAGAUCUGGCGGCCGUCGCCCAGAUCUGGUCUUCGCCUAUUCAUCUUGGUUCUUCGCCGAACCCAACCCGAUGUUGGGUGGCGGAACCUAACCCGGUGCUAGGGAAGGAGGGAGCGAGCAAGUGGCGUCGCCUAGAGGGAGAACAAAGGAAGAAGAAACUGAUUAUGGUAGUGGAAUAGCAGUUGAUGUUAAUGGAUAACAGAGAAUAAUGAUACUAAGAAUUU